Hippoglossus stenolepis (Pacific halibut) is the source of this 2652-nucleotide messenger RNA. Its product is annotated as D(1) dopamine receptor. The transcript has a single exon. Gene Ontology annotation, cellular component: membrane. Lineage: Eukaryota; Metazoa; Chordata; Actinopteri; Pleuronectiformes; Pleuronectidae. Bases 102 to 1481 code for a protein of 459 amino acids. The record is from RefSeq and is a predicted model, not a curated record. Gene Ontology annotation, molecular function: G protein-coupled receptor activity. Gene Ontology annotation, biological process: adenylate cyclase-activating adrenergic receptor signaling pathway.
CAGCGCAGUCAGGACGGACUGACUCCAGCUUCAGGGACUAUUCCCCCUCUGCUGAUUCUCAUCCUUCCAGUUUGACUCAUGGAGGAGCGCAGGACCAGGCAAUGAAUACCACGACCAGCUUGGCCCUGGUGGGAGCUGAAAGCCGGGAGGAGUUACCCGCACACCGAGCUCUGACCGGCUGCGUCCUGGCGCUGCUUAUCAUCUGGACGCUUUUGGGCAACUUCACGGUGUGCGCAGCCGUUUAUCGCUACCGGCACCUGCGCGCAAAAGUGACCAACAUCUUCAUCGUGUCCUUGGCUCUGUCGGACCUGCUGGUCGCGGUGCUGGUGAUGCCGUGGAAGGCUGCGGCUGAAGUGGCCGGUUUCUGGCCGUUCGGGGGCUUCUGUAAGACCUGGCUGGCCUGCGACAUCAUGUGCUCCACAGCCUCCAUCCUCAACCUGUGCGUCAUCAGCGUGGACAGAUACUGGGCCAUCUCCAGCCCCUUCCGCUACGAGAGGAGCAUGAACAAGAGAGUGGCCUCCGUCAUGAUCGGCGUGACCUGGACGGUGUCCGUGGUCAUCUCCUUCGUCCCCGUGCAGCUCAACUGGCACAGGGCAGAGAUCAGUGACGAGGCCGGGGAGGAGGAUGUUGCGCGUCAGGGUCGGAGCAUGGACGGGAGCUGUGACUCCAGCCUGAGCCGCACAUACGCCAUCUCCUCCUCCCUCAUCAGCUUCUACAUCCCCGUGGCCAUCAUGAUCGUCACAUACACGCGCAUCUACCGGAUCGCGCAGAUGCAGAUCCGGAUGAUCUCCUCCCUGGAGCGCGCGGCGGAACACGCGCAAAGUUGCCGUUCGGAUGUACCUGAAAUAUGUCCUCACCUGUGCGCGGAAAUCGGUGCCCAUUCAUACCAGGCUCGUGUCAGUGUGCAGGCUCAGACUCAGACUCACCGGGAGCUCAGAGUCUCCAUCAGGAAAGAGACUAAAGUCCUGAAAACCCUGAGCGUCAUCAUGGGAGUGUUUGUCUGCUGCUGGCUGCCCUUCUUCAUCCUAAACUGCGCCCUGCCCUUCUGUCCCGGACCAGGGGCCCCGGGGAGCCAGCGUGGCCCUUACUGCGUCAACGAAAAAACAUUUGACGUGUUUGUGUGGAUCGGCUGGAGCAACUCGUCCCUCAACCCGGUCAUCUACGCGUUUAACGCAGAAUUCAGAGACGCCUUCCUGCGCCUGCUGCGCUGCCGCGGAGGAGGAGGCUGCUGGGACGCGGUGAGCGCAGCGGUGGGGACGGUGAUGGACAGCGACAGGGCCGCGAACCUGAAGCACGAGGGCCCGCUGAACGUGAGGCUGGGGGUCUCCUGCUCCACGAACCCCCGGGGGAGCGAGGACAGCGGCAACACCACAUUGACCGUGUGUUAUCACAGAGGGACAAACUCGGAGCAGGUGACAGACACUGAGGAGAGUAACGACAAAGACAGACUGACGCAGAUACCCACACAAGGGACACAGUAGGACGUCCACCGGAGGGGUCAAAAUGGUGGAGAGUGUGCACAUCAAACCCCAUGUGAAGUUAAGGGGGAAACAAAAAACACGCCACACAGACCAAAAUUACAUCUUUGUGGGUCUCCUGCUCUAUUAACCAUUUGUCCAAUGGCCAACACAGCAAUGCCAAUUUUCAAUCAUCAUUUUCUCUUUUAUGAAGGACCUUAGCCCUGGAUAUGAUCUUUUUGAGCACAUCCUGAUUUGGGAUAGCCCAUUUGUAGGUAGAGCUGUAACUUUAUAUUUGUUUUUACACUAUUUAGAGCUUCUCAAUUGUUCACUUGGAUGUCCACAGAGAUUUGUAUGGGUUGUUCAUGUGUUUACCUCUUUUCCCUAUAGCACGAUGAAGAUGGACAAGUGACAUCUGGACACAUAAAUGGAUUAAAUAUAGUUGUUGUUGUCGUACAGGUUUUAUAUUUACUUUCUGUGGCCAAAGUUAGUCGGAAUCCGGUUGAAAAAGCUCAAAGUAAAAGGGACAAUAUAAUUUUCCUAUAUCUGUUUCAAUAUUUAAGUAAUUUACACCAAGGAGGUUCUGUUUUCACCCAGGUUUGUUUGUUUGUUGGUUGGUUUGUGUGGACGGAUUACCACAAAACUCGGUGGAUGUGGUAUGGGUCAGAGGAGAACCUGUUAUAUUUUGGUGCGGAUCCGGAUCAGAGGGCAGAAUCAGGAUUUUUUUUCAACUUUCUAUAACAUUGCAUUUUUUAUAAUUUCCUUGAUUUCACUGAGAAUAAUCCCUGGAUCUUGAUGAUAAAAUCAGGCAUGCUUAGUGUACAGAUAUUUAUGAGUGUGUGCAAUAAGGUGCAGAUCCAAAUAAAAGUCAGGAUCUAUAGUGAAUAUAAAUUUGGAUUUAGUUUUCUCACCCUCUGUGUUCGAUUAGAAUAGACAUUGUAUAGGAAGUGAAACUAACUCACCCUUUUAAAUUAAAAACACAAAUUUAUUUAAUACUCCAUCCUCUACCAGUGAGGAUGGAGUUUUUCCAGUGUGGCCAUUCAAGGCCAAAUAUUCGGCUUCGCUGUCCCUGUCUCCAUCACAGAGAGUUAUCAGAGGUCAGGAUUUCUCUGAAUCUCUAGAAAUGGGAUUAUGUAAGAGAUUCACAUUAGCGCCCAUCAGCUGUGCAUCUCUGUGAAUUGUGAGUGCACUCUGU